Messenger RNA from Amaranthus tricolor (Joseph's coat), 1857 nucleotides. Its product is annotated as probable purine permease 5. The record is from RefSeq and is a predicted model, not a curated record. Gene Ontology annotation, cellular component: membrane. NCBI's taxonomy places the organism in Eukaryota, Viridiplantae, Streptophyta, Magnoliopsida, Caryophyllales, Amaranthaceae. The coding region runs from base 323 to 1462 and encodes 379 amino acids. Gene Ontology annotation, molecular function: purine nucleoside transmembrane transporter activity. The transcript has 3 exons.
CAAUAACUUUCUCGUACCGUACGUGAAUUCAUAACCACUAAAAAAUGUAGAACUCCUAAUACUAUAAUCUAUAUGGACUACAACUGCAUCCCAAUUUCCAUUCACCAGAAUCACUUCAAGGAUCUUCUGCACAACCCAGCAGAUAUUAUCAGUGCAGACAUUGAAAAACCAGAAAAAGCAAGAGAAACAAUCUCUUCCGUUCUAGCAGACGUUGGUAUUCAAUUGAUUCUGGUAGACUGAAUAGAGGAGUUUCGUUUGAGGCUCUCCAGAUUAUUUUACCGCGUUAAUUCUUGUGGAUUUCACGCUACAAAGGGAAUACCCAAUGGAGAACCUGGAAGCCUCAGCAAGACGAGAUGAUUCGCUCAGAGUCUCCAUAUUAGGCGAUAAUAGAAUUGAGACAAACUCAAGAUCAUCCCAAUCAAUCAGGUACCAUCUUUCCAAUUUGGAAAUGAAUCUUUUGGAAGUAUAUAAGGCAAAACCCAUCUCAUAUUGGAUUCUUCUCCUCAUUAGUAUGGCAGCUAUGCUUAUCGCAUUCCCUGCUUCUAGUAUCCUUUCUCGUGUUUACUUUUCCAAUGGGGGGAGCAGUAAAUGGAUCAUAUCAUGGGUAUCGGUAGCAGGAUGGCCAUUAACUGCUAUCGCCUUAAUUCCUACUUACAUCAUUUGCAACUCUUUUCCUACCCGUUUAGACUUCAAACUCGUUCUUUCGUAUGUAGUCAUUGGUUUCCUGAGUGCGGCUGAUAACCUCAUGUAUGCAUACGCAUACGCCUAUCUUCCAGCAUCAACGGCCUCACUUUUAGCAUCUUCAUCCCUCAUUUUUUCCGCACUCUUUGGAUAUCUUCUUGUUGGAAACAGAGUUAAUGCUUCAAUCAUAAAUUCUGUUGUGAUGAUUACGGCUGCUUUGACUAUAAUUGCAUUGGAUUCAGACUCGGACUUGUAUGGCGAUAUUAGUAAAGCCCAAUACACCAUGGGUUUUAUAUGGGAUAUAUUGGGAUCAGCUCUUCAUGGACUAAUAUUCGCUCUUUCGGAACUACUGUUUGUGAAGUUACUCGGGAGAGUUUCGUUCCAUGUCGUGCUUGAGCAGCAGGUUAUGGUUUCUCUAAUUGCAUUCAUAUUUACGACAUUAGGGCUGAUUGUAGAUCGAAGUUUCCAAGGGAUGGAAUCGGAGGCAAGAAAUUUUAAAGGCGGAACAAGUUCAUACAGUAUGGUUCUUAUUUGGGGAACAAUUACGUUUCAGUUGGGCGUGUUGGGUGCCACAGCUGUGCUAUUUUUAGCGUCAACAAUGCUCGCGGGUGUACUGAAUGCUGUGAGAGUGCCGCUUACAAGCAUCGCAGCUGUCGUUCUGUUGCACGAUCCCAUGAGUGGUUUCAAAAUCCUGUCUUUGGUGGUUACGUUCUGGGGAUUUUGCUGUUAUAUAUAUGGAAGUAGACCAUCCAAGAAGGAUAACUCUGCAACUUCUAACUGAUGUUGCUGCUGUUCUGUCAUAUUGUUUUAUACAAGUGCUUUUAGUAAUGCUAAAUGAAUGGCUUAGAACAUGUUUUAACUUUUAGGCAUUGUGAAAUAGGCUUCUUGGACAUAGGUGUGUGCGAAAGUUUAUGAGAAUAACAAAAAAAAUAUAUAUAUUUAUUUAUAAACACAUUUGUCUAAAUAUAAUUAAGGAAACAAAAAAGGCGCUUAUUUACAAACACAUUGUAUGGUUCUUGAACUGAGAUGCGCCGCAAUUUAGCUGAAUAUAGAUGUUAUAAGUCCUGUUGAGCUUAAUACAACUUAACCGAAUUGAGGUUAACCUUUUUUACAAAUUAUGUUGUAUUUCUUUCUUUUCAUGAUUAAUAUACUGAAAUUAAUCCAACAAAAUUUAAA